This is a messenger RNA of Populus euphratica (Euphrates poplar), 847 nucleotides long. RefSeq names its product L-3-cyanoalanine synthase 1, mitochondrial-like. The record is from RefSeq and is a predicted model, not a curated record. The annotation marks the transcript as partial. NCBI's taxonomy places the organism in Eukaryota, Viridiplantae, Streptophyta, Magnoliopsida, Malpighiales, Salicaceae. The transcript has 4 exons.
CUCGGUAACGGCGCUUUAAAAAAUGGAAUUACAAAAUGGACCAUCUUUUAUCUAUAAACAAGAGAGGAGAAUUCAAAAACCUUAUAAAAAAGGGGUCUCCCACCACUCCUAGAUCCUCACACGCCACCCUUCAUCCUUAUCCCUGUCAUCCACUGCAACAAGUGGCUGUCACUCUAGCAACCUCCUGGGUGGGUGUUUGUUAUUAUUAACACCUCCAUUAAUGGCUGCUAUAAGGAGCUUAUUGAAGAAAAGUUCAUCAUCAAUCCCAGCAUGUAAUGAGCUGAUGAUGUUUAGAAGAUUGUUCUUUGCAGAAGCUGCUACUGUUGCCUCUUCUUCUUUUGCUCAAAGACUCAGAGAUUUGCCAAAAGAUCUUCCUGGGACGAAAAUCAAGACACGAGUUUCCCAACUCAUUGGGAAAACUCCACUUGUGUAUCUUAACAAAGUGACCGAAGGAUGUAGAGCUUAUAUAGCUGUCAAGCAAGAGAUGUUUCAGCCCACUUCUAGCAUCAAAGACAGACCGGCAUUGGCAAUGGUUGAAGAUGCUGAAAAAAAGAACUUGAUUGCUCCUGGGAAGACGACUUUGAUAGAGCCGACAUCUGGUAAUAUGGGGAUAAGUAUGGCAUUUAUGGCAGCCAUGAAAGGAUACAAGAUGAUACUAACCAUGCCUUCUUACACUAGCUUGGAGAGAAGGGUGACUAUGAGAGCAUUUGGAGCUGAGCUAAUUUUGACUGACCCCACUAAGGGAAUGGGAGGAACAGUUAAGAAGGCAUAUGAACUUUUGGAAUCCACACCAAAUGCUUUCAUGCUUCAACAGUUCUCAAAUCCUGCCAAUACUCAGGUGCAUAAU